UCUUCCCUCUUCAAAAGCCACUCCUCCACCAAUUCUCAAUCUUUUUGAAACCUUAUUAUUUUCUUCUCCAACAUUUCGAGAUGAACAACGUUUUCGAUUUCCAACACAAUCUCCCACUAAUCCCCGCUCCACCGUCGACCCACCAUGACUGCGCGUCAACCUCCGCCGCCGCUAAACACCACCCAAAACCCCGCAAGAAGCGCUCCUCCAACUCCAAGCCGCCGCCGCCUCCGCCGCUCCAAAGCGGCGUCGUUUCGGCGGAAUCAGUGAGGGCGUGCAGCGAGUGUGGGAAGAAAUUCUGGUCGUGGAAGGCGCUUUUCGGCCACAUGCGGUGCCACCCGGAGCGCCACUGGCGCGGCAUAAACCCGCCUCCCAGCCACCGCAGACCUGCUAAUUCUGAUCCGGUCAUCGCUUCCCAGCACGACAUCCUCGAGGACUACGAGAUCGCCGCCUGCUUGCUCCUCCUCGCUAACAACGGAAACGACAAUCAUAAUGAUAUUAUUCACAAUUACGAUCAUCAUCAUCAUCAUCAUCAUGUAGAGGGCAACAAAAACGACAACAACAACAACAACAAUAGUACUACUGUGUCUCAUGUGUCGUGUGCGUUUUUCGAGUGUUCGAGUUGCAAGAAGGUGUUUAGGUCCCACCAGGCGCUGGGGGGCCACAGGGCCAGCCACAAGAACGUCAAGGGCUGUUUCGCCAUGACCAGAACAUCAAGUAACAGUACUAGUACUGGUGAUAUUCAUGACAAUAAUUUUGGGCUGGACUUUGACUUGAAUUUGCCUGCGGGUAUGGAAUCUCAUGAUAAUGCUUAUUGUUUAGUUUCGUCUUCUUAUUCCUCUUCUCCGGGCCUUGCUAAUUUGGAUCUAAGGUUGGCUCUUUGAUAGAUAAGUAAUGCUCAUGUACUU
Messenger RNA from Morus notabilis, 908 nucleotides. RefSeq names its product zinc finger protein ZAT3. NCBI's taxonomy places the organism in Eukaryota, Viridiplantae, Streptophyta, Magnoliopsida, Rosales, Moraceae. The transcript has a single exon. The record is from RefSeq and is a predicted model, not a curated record. The coding region runs from base 81 to 884 and encodes 267 amino acids.